AGUCGGUACAGUGCGGUCGGUGUUUUUCGGUAAGAGCUGGACGGAGAGCAAGAGAGAGAGAAAGAGAGAGAGAAAGAGAGAUAGAGAGAGAUGGCUAUUGGCAUAGGAACACGAACGGAAAUAGAAGAAACGAGUAAAUCUGAGAUGACCUUGACUCGACAGACAUAUCCCAUCAUUUUGAUCAACUGACAUAACGGCCGUUUUUCCGGUAGGAAAAGUUCCAGUGUUUGACGUUACCGUUUUACGCUUCUUCUCCACACGGUGCCCGGGAUUUUACCGCGUGCCCUUGCAGCACAUAUAAUAAAAUCCCACAUUCCACAUUUACUACAAUAGUUCCCCACCCGGUUGAUCUUGAUAUACGAGGGGAAAUCGGCUAUAAUCGACUGGAUUUCUUGAAUCCUGAUUGUGCGUGACCCCCUCUCACUCUUCCCCUCUCUCUUUCUCAGGUUUAGACCUCUGCACCUCUCCUUCCUCCGCAGGUACCUGGUAACCCAGAUAGAACUCCAGGUCUGUAGGCACAUGGCCCUCCAUUCUCUCCCCCAGUGAGUGGUGAGCCACGCUGGCCUCCCCAGCCCCCGCCCUGCCCCCGGACCCAGAGCCAGAGCCAGAGCCCGGCCCGGCCAGCCGAGAGGAGGAGCAGUAUGUGAGCCUGCCUGAGCCACCCACCCCACCACCACCAUGCAGGGACGCUGAGACCCUCACUGGUAGAUGUGUGUAACACUGCUGACCUACCGGAAGUUGAGAUCAUCAGUCUGUUGGAGGAGCAGCUGCCGGUGUAUCGGUUACGCGCCGACACCGUCUUCGGUUACGACCAUGACGACUGGCUACAUACACCGCUACUGUCACCAGAUGCACGCAUCGACCUGACCACAGAACAGAUCGAGGAGACGCUCAAAUACUUCUUGCUAUGUGCAGACAGAGUGGGCCAGAUGACGAAAACCUACAAUGACAUCGAUGCUGUCACACGUCUGCUGGAGGAGAAAGAGAGGGACCUGGAGUUGGCUGCUCGGAUCGGCCAAUCACUGCUCAAGAAGAACAGAACGCUCACAGAGCAGAAUGACUACCUGGAGGUACAAGUGGGACACAUCACAGAGGAGGUGGCCCAGCUGCAUCACGAGUUGAACCUGAAGGAUGAGUUGCUGCAGUUCUACACCAAUGCAUCAGAGGAGAGUGAAGAGGACUCUACUACUGGCUCACCCACGAGUAAGCGGAGUAAGCUGCUGGGUGUGUCAGGAUUUGGAGCUGACUCUAUGCAAAGGAAACUCAGAGAGCUGGAGGAAGAGAACCUAUCCCUCCGCUCAGAGGCCUGUAAUCUGAAGACUGAGACUGAGACCUACGAGGAGAAGGAACAACAGCUGGUCAACGACUGUGUUAAAGAACUCAGACAGUCCAGUCUGCAGAUAAACACCAUAGCGGAGGAGUUGGCUCGGAAGACAGAGGACGCCAUGCGACAGCAGGAGGAGAUCACACACCUGCUCUCUCAAAUAGUUGACCUACAGAAGAAAGCCAAGUGGUUCGCAGUGGAGAAUGAGGAGCUCUCUCAGCACCUAGGGGCAGCUAAAGAUGCCCAGAGACAACUCACAGUCGAGCUAACAGAUUUGGAUGAUAAAUAUUCAGAGUGUAUAGAGAUGCUCCAUGAGGCUCAGGAAGAGCUGAAGUACUUGAGGAACAGAAACCAUCCUGCUGGAACACCACGCAGAUUCCAUCCUCUGGGUCUCUACCCUAUGGACUCCCUGGCAGCAGAGAUAGAGGGGACAAUGAGGAAGGAGAUGAGUCUGGAUGACCCUGAGUGCGAGGAACAGAAGGUGCACCACAAGCGUGUGUUUGAGACAGUGAAGAACAUCAACCAGAUGGUCCGGCAGCGUUCUCCAAUCCCGUCCAACGCCAACAUCCCGGGAUCCAAUCAGGCGUCGUCUCUUAGCUCCGCUCACUCUAGUGGCAGGACCACACCCAUGACUGGUAGCAUUAGCUGGGAUGUCAGAGGUGACGGUGUCACCCUUGACAACCGACAACAGAGCAUGCUCAUGGAGUCAGCAGCAGACAAUCAGGACAGUGUGGACGCCCGUGCUAAGAAAGCAGCUGGUGUUGAGGACCUGAGGCUGGCGUUACGCCGCCUGUCCCUGCGCCGCCAGAACAACCUGAGCGAGAGACGCUUCUUUGAGGAGGAGAGAGGGAGGAGGAGAGGUGGAGGAGGAGUUGCGCAGGAUGGGGGGGGGCAGGGGGGUGGGAUGACACCCUCAGAUAGCAUCAUGUCUCUGGGGUCAUUACACCUGUGGGCCUCCCGACCAUACCUCCCCGACAAACUACAGAUCGUUAAACCCCUGGAAGGCUCUGCGACCCUUCACCACUGGCAGCAGUUGGCUCAGCCCCACUUAGGAGUGAUCCUGGAUGCUAGACCUGGGGUUGUACCUAAAGGCUUCAGGCCUCUGGAACUAGAGCUGGAACAGGUGUAUCCAUGGGGUGGUUUCGAGGAGGAUGAACCAGGAGAGCAGUACUUCCAGAGUCUCCCCACCUCCUCAGCCUCUGCCUCCCCCGCCCUCCCCCCUCAGCCUCACCCUCCUUACCCCUCUACUCCCCCCAGCCACCUCGCCUCACCCUCAGCCCCCUCUCCCUCCCCUCACCUAAGCAACACUGAUCCUGCAGCGGUGUACUACCCAGGUAAAUGCAUGGCCCAUGCCAGCUCUACCUACACCUUUACUACCUGUCGUAUCCUACACCCAACUGAUGAGCUGACCCGCGUCACACCCAGUGUUAACCCCGGCAUGUCCUCGUCAUCCUGUGUGAUGACAUCAUCUAUCCUGGCCACUCCCGCUGGCACGCCCUGUCAUACACCCCGCAGGAUGAGUCUACUACGACCCUCUGAGUCUUCUACCAACCUCAGGGAAGCCACACGUACCACCAGUACCUCUCUGGGAUUAGUGCGCCUUCUGCAGGAGAGAGGCAUCUCUGCAGCCAUGUACCACCACCAGACCCAGGGCUGGGACAGGGCUGGCGGGCCCGGGGUGGGGAGCGGAGGGGUGCUGUUCAGUACCUCUAUCACCCCUAACCUCCACCCAGCCCCCCACCCCGACACCCUCCGCCCCUCCACUCCCCCCAACUCCCCCACAGGACACGACCCCCCAUCCUCGGGGACCAACACCCCCGCGGGCUUCGACUUCAAGUCUCCUUCCUAUGACACCUUCCUGGCCUCCAAGCCGGCACGGUCCAUUCUGAAGGAAGUAGCGGGGGGGAUGGGGAGCAGCCGGAGCAGGAGGCAGCAGAGGGGGAGAGAUUGUGAGAGCCAGACAGAUGUUAGCGUCACAGUUCAUAACCUCAACCUGGUGGACAAGGUGAGGCGCCUGGGUGUGGCUGGGUGUCCUCCAGGACAAGGGGGUGUAACCGGGGGACCAAGCCCCCUCCUGGGGCCUCUGGGUGGGCUACGGAGGCCUGGGUCGCCCUUUGGACCAGAGGGGAUGAGGAGGAACAGGAGUUAUCCAGCUAUGGUAGGGGCCAGUAUGGCGAUGAAGGGCCCGGGGCCCCAGGAGGACUCAGAACUACUCCUGCCUCCUAACAAAAUGCCUAAAGAGAAGAGACUCAAGUAGAUGCUGGGACCUCUGGCCUCUAACCGCUGACACCUAAUAUUAACCCUAACCAACUAGUUUCCUCAGGAGACUGAACUUGUUACUUACCUGUUAGACCUCUGGUACUAUAGCUAGUUUUUCAAAAUCCUACAAACUAUUGGUACUCCUGGUCUAGCUAUUGACAAAUGACAACCAAUCACCUUUCUCAGCUACUGACAAUGAAUUAGUCUUCUAGUUCUAUCCGAUGCUUAUCCUUCCAGCUCCAAAACCAAAUGGCUACCCUGCUGUCUGCUACUAUUUAACCAGCUACCAAACUAGUACUAACAAUGAACAAUGAUCUUCCAUAAUAGCUAAAACUUUUCCUCUCUAGCCCUUGAACACAGCUAUUUCUCCCUGAUGUAGUCAAUGAAAUGACAUUUGCGCCCAGAGGGGGGUAAGCUCCUCACAUGUAGACUAAGCAUAAUGUAUGUAGUUCAAAUCUAAUUGUCACAUUUUUUUAAACCUUUAUCUUACUAGGCAAGUCAGUUAAGAACAAAUCUUAUUUUCAAUGACGGCCUAGGAACAGUGGGUUAACUGCCUGUUCAGGGGCAGAACGACAGAUUUGUACCUUGUCAGCUCAGGGAUUUGAACUUGCAACCUUCCGGUUACUAGUCCAGCUCUCUGACCACUAGGCUACCUGCCGCCCUUUGUAAACGACAGGUGUAGACUAACAGUGAAAGUCUUACUAAAGGGCCCUUCCCAACAAUGCAGAGAGAAAACAAGUCAUAAUAACAUAAGGAAUAAAUGCACAAUGAAUAACGAUAACUUGGCUACAUACACGCGGUAGCAGUACGGAGUGGAUGUGCAGGGGUACGAGGUAACUGAGAUAGAUAUGUACAUAUAGGUAGGGAUAAAGUGACUAGGAAACUAAAUAAUAAAUAGUAGCAGCAGCGUAUGUGACGAGUCAAAAGAGUUAAUGCAAAAGGGUCAAUGCAGAUAGUCUGGGCAGCUAUUGGUUAACUAUUUAACUACCUAUUCACUAGUCUUAUGGCUUGGGGGUAGAAGCUGUUCAGGAUCCUGUUGGUUUCAGACUUGGUGUAUUGGUACCCCUUACCAUGCGCUAGCAGAGACAACAGUCUAUGACUUGGGUAGCUGGAGUCUUUGACAAUUUGCUGAGUAAGUUAAAUCAAACUUACACGUCAUGUGAUUGUCAUGUCAGCUGGACUUGGAGCUUCUUCAUCACCAUGUAUUUAGAUGACUAGUAUCAUGUAGCACCACUAACUAUAGUCUAAACCUUUCUUCCUAGGUAAUAAUGGAUUGUGAAAUAAUGUUGAAUAUGUAACAAUUCUAAUGGUAAAGAUUUUCCACCAAAUUCAUGAAAUAGAUGAUCAACUUUUUUGCUCAACUCUUUCUCCUUCUCUCUUUCUCUCUCCCUGUUCUCAAUGAGAAGAACAAGUCAUAUUUCACUUUUAGGAGUCUUGUUAAUGUUUUGUCUGUGUGUUAAAGUUUAAUUAGUGUUAUUUUCCUAAAUGACUAUAGACAAAGGGAAAUGGAUAGUGGUUUCAGAGUGGUCAGUGAUUGAGGGAAUUAUGAAAAGAUCAAUAUACCCACUGCUGGAAUGGAGACAGGGAAGGAGGAACAGGGGGAAGGGAUAGAGGUUAAACAGUCUUUGUGGUCAGAAGCGUUUCCUGCUUCUUACUUCAGAGAAUUCCACAGAGAAUUUCAAUUGCUUAAAUUAAUUUUAAAAAGCAUUAGUGCCUCAAUAUGGUUUCUACAUCACUAUGCUCAUACUGGUUGUUUAUGUUCUUAUUCUAACUAAAAUGUUGUCCACUGAGUUACACUCCUCUUACAUUGAUAUGUAUAAUUAUAUAAUUUAUUGACUAAACAGUCUUUUGAUUGAAUAUGCAAAACUAUUAUUAUUCACAAGAUUUAACACAUUAAACACAUGUGCGUUAUAUACGGUAUAUAACACUAUAUUCAUUCAUUGUUAUUAGUACUGGAAAACUCAUUUACAACAAUCACGGUGAAAUAGAGGGGUGGUGUUCAAUACUAAACAAAAAUAUAAAUGCGACAUGUAAAGUUUUGGUUUCCUGAGCUGAAAUAAAAUAUACCAGAAAUUA
Molecule: messenger RNA, 5659 nt
Organism: Oncorhynchus keta (chum salmon)
Lineage: Eukaryota; Metazoa; Chordata; Actinopteri; Salmoniformes; Salmonidae
Product: trafficking kinesin-binding protein 1-like
Exons: 17
Coding region: 930-3581 (883 amino acids)
Biological process (GO): anterograde axonal transport of mitochondrion; neurogenesis; endosome to lysosome transport
Cellular component (GO): dendrite
Molecular function (GO): GABA receptor binding
Source: RefSeq, a predicted model, not a curated record